CUUAUUUGGCAUGGGCGAGUAAGAUAUCUGGCCUUUUUUCAAGAUAUCACGACAGCAGCCCACCCUCUUGUGGCCUUUUGUGAUCAGCAACAAAUGGUGAUGAGCCUGCGGGUUUCGGAGCUUCAAGUGCUGCUGGGCUACGCUGGGCGUAACAAACACGGACGUAAGCACGAGCUUGUAACAAAAGCAUUGCAUCUGGUAAAGGCAGGCUCGAGCCCUGCCGUGCAUAUGAAGAUCAAAGAGCUGUACCGCCGACGCUUCCCUGCAAAAAUGGUGUCUCACUCCGAGCUCUCCUUGCCCGGACCACAUCACCCAGCCACAGCAGGGCUGGUCGGAGGAGGUGGAGCUGCUUUGCCUGCUGGGCUGACACCGCUGGCAUACGAGGGCCACGCGGGUCACAGUGGAACCCCGUCACCCGCUGCCUUACUACCCCUUUCGCUACUCGGCCCUGGGAAGCAUGAGUUCACCGGGUUGACGCACCACCUGACCGCUGCGGUCCCACUACACCCCGUCCACCCAGAUGUGACGCUUCAGAGGUUGCCAUUUUAUGACAUGCUUGAUGAGCUCAUCAAGCCAACCAGUCUAGCUUCGGACAACAGCCAGAGAUUCCAAGAGACAUGCUUUGCCUUUGCAUUAACGCCACAGCAGGUCCAGCAGAUCAGCAGUUCAAUGGACAUCUCGGGGACCAAAUGUGAUUUCUCAGUUCAAGUCCAAUUGCGGUUUUGCCUGUCAGAGACAAGCUGUCCUCAGGAAGAUCAUUUUCCACCCAGUUUGUGUGUGAAAGUCAACGGCAAGCCAUGUAACCUGCCGGGUUAUCUUCCUCCAACCAAAAAUGGUGUCGAGCCGAAGCGGCCCAGCCGACCCAUCAAUAUUACCUCGUUGGUCAGAUUGUCCACGACAGUCCCCAAUACCAUUGUGGUGUCCUGGACUGCUGAGAUUGGGAGGAAUUACUCUAUGGCAGUGUACUUAGUGAAGCAGCAGUCAUCCACAGUGCUUUUACAGAGGCUUCGGGCUAAAGGCAUAAGGAAUCCGGACCACUCCAGAGCACUCAUCAAAGAGAAGCUAACAGCAGACCCAGACAGUGAAAUAGCCACAACUAGCCUUCGUGUGUCUUUGCUCUGCCCGCUCGGGAAGAUGCGGCUGAUGAUUCCAUGCCGGGCGCUGACAUGCUCCCACCUGCAGUGCUUUGACGCCACACUGUAUAUUCAAAUGAACGAGAAGAAGCCCACCUGGGUUUGUCCUGUUUGUGACAAGAAGGCGCCUUAUGAACUCCUCAUCAUUGACGGGCUUUUUGUGGAGAUCCUGAACAGCUGUACGGAUUGUGAUGAGAUCCAAUUCAAGGAAGAUGGAAACUGGGCCCCUAUGAGGACAAAAAAGGAGUUGCAGGAAGUCUCCUGUGCUGCUUUAAAUAGCAGCCUGAAUGGUCUUUGUGCGAUGACUGCAGGCUCAGAUCAGCAGAGCCCCUUGUCAGCCAAUCACAAUAACAGCGGCAACACCAAUAAAAUGGCGGUGAUCGACUUGACAUUAGACAGCUCCUCAGAGGACGAAGAGCAGGACACUCCGCCGCCGCUGCCACCGCCGCCACUGCCUCCGUUGCCUCCUCCCGCCAAACGAUCCUGUCCCUCCAUGUCCCCGACGUCUCCGCCUGUCCUCAACAAAGGGGUGUUGAACCUGCACCACCAGGCUUCCCCGGUGAGUCGCACUCCCAGCAUGCCAGCUGUGGACAGUAGCUACAUGCCUCCUGUCCCGCCGCUGAUCCAGGACUAUAGACCCUACUACCACACCACCAACGACCUUCCAGAUUUGAACUUCUUCUCUUUCCUGCAAGGUGACAAUCAUCAGCAUUACAACAUGGUGAUGGCGGCGGCCGCCGCCGCCUCCGCCUCAGAGGACCACGAGCUUCUGCUCAACCGCUUCCUCCCAUACAGCUCCUCCGGCUCCUCUGCAUCUUUAUUGACGCCGCCGACCAACGGGGCCGGCGGCUCCGGCAGCAGCAGUAGCAGUAGCAGCUUGGUGUCGUCUGGUAGCCUCCGGGACGCUCACUCCCUAUCCUCACACUCUCAUGGCGGGGUGCUGGCCGGCCGGGAGGCCGCGGAAGCGGCGGUGGCGGCUAUUUACGGCGGAAUUCCUGACGUUAUAUCAUUGGACUGACUCACAAAAAGCCAGGCCGCUGAACUGAAAUGCAGGGUAGAGAAGUGACUCACAAACUUGACAAGAAUCAAUCGACUUCAUCGGUGGAGUCGGAGUGUAAGAGGAGCAUCAGGAGGACUUGACGACAAUGUUGGCUCAACCAGUCGUGAAGGUCAGCUGAUCACAUGGACUUUAUCAGCUCCCAACCUGACACAGAGAGCGAAAAACACAAAGGAGGACAGUUUUCUUUUCUAAAUAUGACCACAAGUAGGGGCACCGUGUACAGAGAACAAAAUCUAUUUUCUCCUUUUACUUUUGUAUGGUCAAUGGGGACAUCCAAGCUAAUGAGCUGCUUCAACUGCUGUUUUUGACCACGUUAUAGUUUGUAGUCCAUACAUCAUGUGUGGUGGCCCCUGCCUUGUGUAUCCUGGUUUAAAACUCCUCACUGCAUCUAUCCCCCUUAAAUCUCCUACAGUCAGUUCUCCCUGAAGCUUAUAAAUACAUACUGCUUUUUACGCAAUAUGCAUUCCUUUACAUGUUCAGGUCACCCUGUUUGUGUGAUAGGGAGUGUGCAGGCGGUGCGGCCGUAUGUGAAUUAUCAUUUUCACUCCUGGUGAAGACUUCAUCACAACACAGCAUUUAGACUGUUUUUAAAGUUAGACACUAUUUAUAUAUGUAAAUCUUGAGAUGGAAGGAAUCUUUUUUUUUUGCUAAUGCCAAAAAUAACAAAGGGCCUGGACAAUGAUUAGAGUGCAGUUCGAGCACUUAAAAGGUCGUCUAGUGUCUUUCUUUGGACACUUAAAGCACGUUCUUUGAGACUUUCUUGCCCCGCCAUCCAGACAAAAAAAAAGAACAAUGCAGUCAAACCGCAGCCUGUCUUGAGCAGUUGUUCCACGGCGGACUUGAGUUUCAGCUGCUGCUAGUUUGCUCGAAUAUGUCACUGCAUGUUAGGGAUGAAGGUGUCUCCUGAUUCAGAAAAACAAUGUCUUAUUAUGUCUCCUGGUUUUGAAAACAAGUGUCUCUCAAUUGAAGCAUUUUGGAGGAGUUGGACAAAAACACAUACCGGUAUUUGGAAUUUUAGCUUAACUUUAGGAAUGCAGUGGACCCAUGGAGCUUGCAAGCUGUUCAGAUUUUCAGUUAGGGAUGGGCACUGGACUUUGAGGAAAAUGACCAUGCUCCAAUAAAUAUUGCUGCAUCAAUUCUACUUGACCGUAAAUACUUUCUGCAACUAUUUUUAAUAGGGAUGGGCAAGUACCAAUACCAGGUGUCGGUAUUCGGCGGAUAUUGGGUUAUUGUGAGAGUUGUCGAUACCAUCCACUGAUACUUAAGGCAAAAAAUAAAAAUAAA
Molecule: messenger RNA, 3477 nt
Organism: Hippocampus zosterae (dwarf seahorse)
Lineage: Eukaryota; Metazoa; Chordata; Actinopteri; Syngnathiformes; Syngnathidae
Product: E3 SUMO-protein ligase PIAS1-like
Exons: 13
Coding region: 94-2151 (685 amino acids)
Biological process (GO): protein sumoylation; regulation of transcription by RNA polymerase II
Molecular function (GO): zinc ion binding; SUMO ligase activity; transcription coregulator activity
Source: RefSeq, a predicted model, not a curated record